Emericellopsis atlantica is the source of this 1236-nucleotide messenger RNA. RefSeq names its product voltage-dependent anion channel. Gene Ontology annotation, biological process: transmembrane transport; sulfite transmembrane transport. Gene Ontology annotation, molecular function: sulfite transmembrane transporter activity. The coding region runs from base 1 to 1236 and encodes 411 amino acids. Gene Ontology annotation, cellular component: plasma membrane. The transcript has a single exon. The record is from RefSeq and is a predicted model, not a curated record. Lineage: Eukaryota; Fungi; Ascomycota; Sordariomycetes; Hypocreales; Bionectriaceae.
AUGUCUGCGACAAAUCUGCCGAGUGAGGCGCCCGCGCCUUGCUCAGGGGCAUCGCCAUGUCCCAACGCCAAGCAGCGCGGCUGGCGACGCAUCGUCCGCAACUUUACACCCUCGUGGUUCGCCGUCAACAUGGGCACGGGCAUCACAUCGAUCCUGCUCCACAACCUCCCGUACAACGCUCGACCCGUGCAGUACAUCUCAUACGGCAUCUUUGGCCUCAACGUCGUCCUCUUCCUCACCUUUCUCGGCAUCUCACUCACACGCUACAUCGUCUACCCAAAGGUAUGGACCGCCAUGAUCAACCACCCAGCGCAGAGCCUGUUCCUCGGCACGUUCCCCAUGGGUCUGGCCACGAUUGUGAACAUGAUUACCUUUGUGUGCGUGCCAGCCUGGGGCGGGCAGUGGUGGCGCGUGGCCUGGGGACUUUGGUGGAUCGACGCGGCCAUCUCUGUCGCGUGCUGCUUUGCGCUCCCCUUCAUCCUCAUGGCGUACCAGGGCCAGAGUAUGGACAGCAUGACUGCCGCAUGGCUGCUGCCCAUCGUAUCGACCAUUGUUGCGUCGUCGACGGGCGCCAUUGUGGCAGAUGUGAUUCCGGCGGCGCACGCGAACCUCGCCCUGAUCACCGUCAUUGUAUCCUACAUCCUCUGGGCUACCGGUGUGCCCCUGGCCAUGAUGGUGCUCACAGUUUACUUUCUUCGCCUGACGACCGUCAGCUUGCCCCCCAACGCCGUGAUUCCCUCUACGUUCCUGCCCCUGGGGCCCCUCGGACAGGGUGGGUUUGGGAUCAUGCAGCUCGGGAAGGUGCUGGUCAAGAUCGCACCCAAGGUCAACAUUCUGCCCGCAGCGGCCAAGGCCGAGGAGGUCAUCUACGUCCUUGGCUAUAUGAUGGGGCUGAUCAUGUGGGGAUUCGGGCUCGUCUGGCUGGGCCUCGCCGUGGCCACGCUUCUGACCCGUAGGAGCAUCCCGUUCAACAUGGGGUGGUGGGGCUUCACCUUUCCCCUGGGUGUGUUUGCGGCGAGCACGACCACGUUGGCCGCCGAGACCCCUUCUGAAGCCUUCAAGGUUCUGGGCAUGAUCCUCUCCCUCUCGGUCGUUGCGCUGUGGCUGCUGGUCGUUACGAGAACAGUGAUUCAUCUCUUCAGGGGAGAUUUGCUCGUUGCGCCUUGUCUUAAGCAGGUCGAGCGGGAGGAAGAAGAGGCAGCUCGGCGUAAGCUCAUGGGCGAGGGUAGCUGCUGA